This is a messenger RNA of Drosophila montana, 679 nucleotides long. RefSeq lists its product as uncharacterized. Gene Ontology annotation, biological process: spermatogenesis; sperm DNA condensation. The record is from RefSeq and is a predicted model, not a curated record. Lineage: Eukaryota; Metazoa; Arthropoda; Insecta; Diptera; Drosophilidae. The transcript is spliced from 2 exons. The coding region runs from base 21 to 578 and encodes 185 amino acids.
CUUGGUAAUCAAGAGACAAAAUGGAAGUAGUUGAAGGGACUAAGAGUGCGGUAAAAGUUGGCUCCAAGGCAAAGAAUGUCGCUUUAAGGGACUUAAUACAUUGUGCGACAGUUUGGAACCGAAUGAAUUUUGAGGAAAAGGAAAAGUAUCGCAAUAUGAACAGUUGCAAUAAAUCAGUCGGUUCUAUGCAGGUUUCCGAAGAAGAUGAUGCCGACGAUACAAUUUUUGGCCCAUGUUGUCCGGAAAAGCCUUCCUGCUCGAGUAGUCUGAAGUCAAGGUGCACGACACGCAGGACCAAGCACAACAUCUGCCAGCCUCGCAAACGAAAGAGGUGCUUCAGUGUCAAGCGCAAAAAGUGGGUGAAACCGGGUCCGAUCACGAACAACGCAUAUUUGAAUUUCCUUCGCACCGUUCGACGCAGAUACUGCGGCCUGAUGCCCAAGCAGCUGGUUAUUCUGGCUGCCUAUGAAUGGAGGUGUCUGAGCGAUAACAAGAAACUGCGCUAUCGUCGCCAGGCCUGCCAGGUCAGUGCCAGUCAGCGCCACCAAAGGCUAUGUGCCCGCAAUACGAAUGGAUAACUAUCUCUGGAAGGAACCAAUCUGUGAGCUGCAUUUUCGAGUUCUCAUUUCAUUUGCUUCUCGUUUAGAAUCAUAAAUACAAUAAUGCAAUGCACCCAGUA